This is a messenger RNA of Talaromyces stipitatus ATCC 10500, 2355 nucleotides long. RefSeq lists its product as uncharacterized. Lineage: Eukaryota; Fungi; Ascomycota; Eurotiomycetes; Eurotiales; Trichocomaceae. Gene Ontology annotation, biological process: DNA-templated transcription; positive regulation of transcription from RNA polymerase II promoter by galactose. Gene Ontology annotation, cellular component: nucleus. Gene Ontology annotation, molecular function: zinc ion binding; RNA polymerase II cis-regulatory region sequence-specific DNA binding; DNA-binding transcription factor activity, RNA polymerase II-specific. Bases 52 to 2355 code for a protein of 767 amino acids. The record is from RefSeq and is a predicted model, not a curated record. The transcript is spliced from 2 exons.
UUUACGACGUUCAUCUUCAUCUUCAUCCACUUUCCCAGCAUACACGAUAUCAUGCCUGCAACAUUCGUGGUACUCUCACCCAACCAUGCCUCGGGCCAACGAAAACAGACCAGAGGGAGGUCAUUCAAGCUUUCAAGGGUGGCUUCACCGAACCGUCAAAAACGCAUUCAAGUGACGAGAGCCUGCGACUGGUGUAGGGUACACAGGAUCAAGUGCGAUAACAAUUAUCCAUGCCAGAACUGUCAUAGCAGACAGGGCCACUGUAGCAGACGCGAGCGGAGUAAGACGAGAACACUUCCCAGUGCCGUCAGAGAAAUCGAAAAAUUGGAAGAACGCAUUCGACAACUGGAAGAGCAGCUUCAAAAUCCUACUAAACCCGUUAAUGAUGGAUCACUGGUUCCAGCUUUCCUUCCGUCAGAGCAACGCGGUUCUAAACUUCGUGAAGGUGUAUAUUCCGCUGGAGUGCAAUGCGCGCAACGUAGACAGUGGUAUGGCUUGCUAUCCAAUUUCUAUUAUAUCAGUCGGCUAAGAUCACAUCUCACUAUUGCACUCCAACAACCCCAAUCUGAUUGUAACAUGCAGCCCAAGUCUGCUAGUCAGGUUUUUGUCAGCCCAACUUCAUCCAAAUCAGCAGACUCGAGCCUAGCGGAAACCGCACUAUCCGCAGACCUCGGAGAAUCUGGAAGCUAUUUGACUCCAACGCAGGAAGACUAUUUUCUAAGUCUUUUCUGGGAAUCAUACCAUUGCACCUUUCAGAUUCUGGAUGAAGGGGAGUUCCGGGAGCAUUACCGGUCAUUAUGGGAGACAUCAUCCCCGACAAGAAAGUCGUCAGCCUUGGUCGAUAUUAUCCUUGCCAUAUGCAUGCAAUAUGGACUUGCAUUUCUUCCUCGAGAGGACUCCAACUCGGAACCCAAGGCCAUGGUGGAUGGAAAUGAUGCGACCAUUGCUGGUAGGUGGUACUACCAUCGAUCACAGAUGCUUCUGAACUCUCAAUUGGAGAACCCAACAAUUAUGACGGUACAAUGUCAGAUCCUUACUGUCAAGUAUUUAUGCAAUGCCUCCUAUCAGAACAUGGCCUAUAGUGGCUUGGCUACUGCUGUUCGGACGGCACAUUUGCUUGGUAUGCAUCUUGAGCCCCCAGCAGAUAUGCCGCGAGAGCAAAGAGAGUUGCGCAGGCGAGUGUGGUGGACUCUCUAUUGUAUGGAGUGUAAAACAUGUAUGAAGCUGGAUCGUCCAUGGAGCGCUCCGUUCUCGUUGAUCACUUGUCAACUGCCAGCUGAUGAUCGCCAAUUGGCCCUGAUCUCCGGGUCCAACUUUGCCUCCUAUGGAGAGAAUCUGACCUGGUUGACAUAUACCCAGCAAAUAACCAAGAUGAUGCUUGCUGUCAGGACCGUUUUUGUUGCGUUCGCUGACAAGUGUGGAGAUGUUGUAGCGAGCAACUCCGGAAGAGGCAUCUACACCGAUCCUCAAACCCUCGAAGAUUGUGCUAUUUUCCUGGGUUCAAAGAUGGAAGUGGUCCGAAGCUGGGAAAGUCAAGUGCCAGCUGGAAUGAAGACUAAGAGAAAGAAUGAUGGCGUAGCUCUUUCAACCGAUCGCACGAUGCUCGAUAUCGAACUAUAUGCGCCCCUUUGGCUUCAGCGACAGCGUCUCAUGCUUGAGCUUCUCUAUCAUAAUCUUCUCAUGAACCUUCACCGACCGUUUAUAUGUUUCCCGUCAACUCUUGCUACCGAAAACGACAGUUCUACCCCAUUGGUGUCGCCUUCACAGUCCGUCUUCUCCAAUGCAACUCCAAUGACUGAAAGCCAUACAAGAUUGUGCAUUGAGCAUGCCAUCACUAUUACACGUAUAAUGCACCAGGUUCUCACUGGCUCUGAUAUCCUCAGCGGGAUGCACGAAGCCUUUCAUUUCCAGUGGAAUGCGACUGUUUCGCUUAUCGGCUUCAUCCUGGCAUUUCCACUAUCGCCAUUGAUCCCCGAGGCUCGCGAGAAUAUCAAAAAUGCAAUCACCGUGUUUGAGACUUUUGGGAGACACUUUGCAGUAGGAGCAAGUGCUGCGAAUGUGACUUGGAAUCUUGUGGCAAAGGCUGACUAUCUUACUGAGCGUUUCCAUGCUCAAUUAGCAAGCCUGGAAUUACAGUCGUCGAACACUCCGGACCUACUUCAUUCAUACCUCGGAACAUUGACCGUCGACAACAUGAAUUUGGCUGGCCAGUCUCUGGAUUUCAUGGAACUAAUGAACUUUCCAAUGUCUGGAACGACAGAUCUGGGAUUCUCGCUUGAUCCAUUUGCUAGUUCCGAGCAGUUCUUUUCAGGUUCUAUAAACCCAGAUGAUGCAUGGGUGCCUAAUCAAAGUUGA